Messenger RNA from Suillus fuscotomentosus, 2109 nucleotides. RefSeq names its product fungal-specific transcription factor domain-containing protein. The transcript is spliced from 5 exons. The record is from RefSeq and is a predicted model, not a curated record. Gene Ontology annotation, molecular function: ATP binding; protein kinase activity. NCBI's taxonomy places the organism in Eukaryota, Fungi, Basidiomycota, Agaricomycetes, Boletales, Suillaceae. Gene Ontology annotation, biological process: protein phosphorylation. The coding region runs from base 79 to 2034 and encodes 651 amino acids.
AAAAUGUAUAAUUUUUUAUGUCAGUUCAUACGUUUAGUUUGACAGAAGACGGACAUACGGACUUAAACCCUAUCGUUCAUGGAGACCUCACUGGUUUGCAAGAACAACGUCCUCAUUGAUAGUGAAAGAAAGGCGUAUCUUGCCGAUUUUGGCCUUUCUGGAACUUUUAAAAAGUUGGCUGGCAUGACAUACCUCGCGAGGAUGAGCUGUCAUCCAGGAGCAGUGAGAUGGACAGCUCCUGAAAUUCUCUCUGGAGAAGAAUCAGCUUCUGCAGCCACCACUCAAAGUGAUAUGUACUCCUUUGGUAGUAUCAUGCUCCAAGUUUUAACGGGAGACAUUCCUUGGCGUCACUUGGCCAACAACAUUGCAGUCUCGCUGAAAGUGGUUGAAGGGAGAAUACAUCCUCGUCCGGAUGACUGUUUUGUCACUGGCCAGCAAUGGGAUUUUAUGACAUGUUGCUGGUCUACUACGCCCAUUGAUCGUCCUCCUACUGAGGAAGCAGUUCAAUUUGUGGAUAGCGCUUUGUGCGCGAGCACGAGUCCCCAGACCCCGAGUUUGUCAAUCUCUAUCACCGCUUCUCCAUUAAUUCUGACGGAUUAUACUUCCCCGAGCACGAGUCCGCAGACCCCCAGCUCGUCGAUCUCUAGCGACGAGCAAUCCCCGGGUAUGGCCCGUAAUCAGUAUCUUCGUGGGGACACUGACACUCGACUUCCCGUGAUGCAGGACAUUGAUUCAUCAUUGGACGCUCGGGAAAAUUAUCCUGGGGUUAUGCUGCCUACGUAUCCUUCCACUACUUAUACGACUAGCUUAGAUCCAUCACGGACGCAAUCAAUCCUGCCUCGACCUCACACCAGCGACUUCUCUGCAAUGUACCAUGCAUACUUCCCGGAUGAAGACGAUAAUAACGCAUUAUUGCAACACUACAUGCACCAUGUUCUCCGUACCCAGUAUUUGCAUGCCGACUGGUCCAUUGAUACACUCAUAUGGAAUCUCAUACACUCCAGUGAUUCAGCCCGAGAGGCUGCAUGUUUGCUUGCGGAUUUGCACCGCAAGAGCACCCAAGGUGCAAUUGGUUUCACUGCGCCAACAGACCAUGAUGUGUACGCACGCAUACGAAGUGUACCAGUAAUACCAGUGACGGAAGGAGACGCUUUUGCAAGCCUUUGCAUGGUUUCCUAUUUCAUCUUCUCUAGGGGACAAGGGCAGUGGCAAGCGUUCCUCGACAGCGCUUGCAAAUUUUCCAUCAAAGUUCUCCAGCGGAGACAUCAUGCGCCGGACUGGGCGCUGAGCUUAUGCAGUGACAGUAUGCAAUUUAUCAUCAAGACGUCCAUGUGGUUCGAUGUCCUUGCUUCUGCAACGCUGAGCCGUCGUCCCAAGUUCCUUGACGUGCUCCGUUCGCUCUAUGACCCCGCCACUGCCGUCGAUGAUGGCAGACCGGAGCUUUCCAUGAUGUGCGUCAUGGGAUGCGAGAACCACAUCGUCCUCGCCCUCGCUGAAAUCGCUAAUCUCGCAUGCUGGAAGGAUGAAUGCAGGCGUGUUGGGAGACUCAUCGUUCCCGAACUCGUCAGACGCGGGCAAAAUAUCGAAGCCAUCCUGCAAACUACCAAUGAUUCUGACCACCUCCAGGGCUUUGAAUCGGAGAAGUCACGCCGACGACGCCUCACAUCUGACGUAUUCCGCGCGUCCGCGCUUGUUUAUCUCCACUUCAUCAUCUCUGGGGAUCACCCACAAUGUCCAGAGAUUAUAAGCAACAUCGCAGAAACAGUCAAGUGUCUCAGGCGUGCUGAAGACGUCAGCACAGCACGCCAUAUUGUGCGCAGCGUCGUGUUCAGCAUAUGCAUAUGUGGCUGCUUAACGGAUGUCCCUCAAUAUCGCGAGUACUUCCUGCGAUGCCUGCUGGAGCAGCAGACGGAGACAGUGGGGAACUGUACUCGGGUUGCUGAACUUAUGAGAGAAGUGUGGAGGAGCCGAGAGCGAGGGGAGCCCGUGGACUGGCGUGUCGUCAUGCAGCAGUCCCAGAUGCUUCUUGUGUGAAGGCUAUUCUACGACACAUGGACUUUUACUUCCUGGCGCCUCAUUAUUUGCUAAAGUGUUCGGCAUGCCCCCAGU